Talaromyces proteolyticus is the source of this 1053-nucleotide messenger RNA. Its product is annotated as HLH DNA binding domain protein. The transcript has a single exon. NCBI's taxonomy places the organism in Eukaryota, Fungi, Ascomycota, Eurotiomycetes, Eurotiales, Trichocomaceae. The record is from RefSeq and is a predicted model, not a curated record. Bases 1 to 1053 code for a protein of 350 amino acids.
AUGCGACGUUUGCCGCCAUUGCCUCGCAUUGAACCAUUGCCUCCGGGCCCAUUCAACCCUUUCACUGCUACUGCAUAUGCUCCGAGCCCUCCUAGCUCCCAGGACUCCUUCCCAUCCAAGUCAACAUGCUCAACAAGUGACCAUCUCAUUUCACCUCCUUCUCCAGCCAGCUCGGUGGACCUGACUUUGAAGGAUACAUUUUCGGCUCAGAAGGCCUUUGGCUGGCCUAAUGAUCUCUCGUAUACAGAGAUCAUGUCCUUGGUGGCACCCCGUAACAUUAACCGGAAACCUCCACUACAGCAACUAUGUGGGCGUAAACGAAAGAAUGACAUGGUUUCGAGUGACCAAGAUGAUCAACGUGAAAAGCAUCGUAUUGCCGAGGGCAAUCGACGCAAAAAUCUGAGUCAACUCCACCGAGAGUUGGACAGUCGGGUUCAUGACUUUUUCCUCGAAAAGGCUGGCUGGAACCCUAGCAAGAGCCUACCUCAGUCCAAGGAACACAUCGUCCAAGGGGCAAUCUUCCUCCUCGACUUUAUGCUCUCCAUUAUUGUCCACCUCCUGCGUCAGGAGAAGCAUAUCCCACCACACCUAUCUGAGAAUCUCCAAGGCCAGCUCCGUUGUAUGCAGCUGCAACAGCUGGUUUCCAGCUUACAGUCCCAGAACCAAGCGACACAACAGCAGAUGCGUGCACUCAAACAGGAGUACGACGACCUCCAUGAUCGUUACCGCGCGCUUGAGUUCAAGCUCAAGUCCUAUGACCAGAUGUUUCACUCCCCCAAAACCGAGGUCAUCACACCCCCUCCACUAGCCACCAUCCCAGAAUCUUCCCAAAAGAAGAUGCUGCCUGGCCUUCGAGUGUUCUGCGAUGAGGUCGCUGCUCUCAGCCCCGAUCCUGAGGCCACAGCAACCACGAGCUCGACGAUGUCGCACAGUUUCGGCGCCGUCCUACAUAGUACACCACCAGCCACCAACCCAUCAUCGCCACUCUGUCCUACACCAUCCUUUCCCCACACUUUUUUACCGUUCCAACGUGGAUCUUCCCACACUACGUAG